Apaloderma vittatum (bar-tailed trogon) is the source of this 662-nucleotide messenger RNA. It is a transcript of the gene BCL10, whose product is annotated as B-cell CLL/lymphoma 10. Gene Ontology annotation, cellular component: CBM complex; cytosol. Gene Ontology annotation, molecular function: NF-kappaB binding; kinase activator activity; protein kinase B binding. The transcript is spliced from 2 exons. Gene Ontology annotation, biological process: apoptotic process; canonical NF-kappaB signal transduction; positive regulation of extrinsic apoptotic signaling pathway. The coding region runs from base 9 to 662 and encodes 217 amino acids. NCBI's taxonomy places the organism in Eukaryota, Metazoa, Chordata, Aves, Trogoniformes, Trogonidae. The record is from RefSeq and is a predicted model, not a curated record.
UAGAAAGGAUGCGUCCCUACCUGUGUGAUAAAAUCAUAGCGGAGAGACACUUUGAUUACCUACGUUCAAAGAAAAUACUUACUAGAGAGGAUGCAGAAGAAAUUUCUUCUCGAUCUUCCAGCAGGAAAAGAACUGGGAAGUUAUUGGACUACUUAGCAGAAAAUCCAAAGGGACUAGAUGCUUUGAUUGAAUCUAUCAGACGAGAAAGAACACAAAAUUUCCUGUUACAAAAGAUAACCGAUGUAGUGUUGAAAGUAAAAAAUGAAAAACUUGAAGCUCUCAAAGGUCUAAGCUGCAGCACCUGUAUGACCUCACUGUAUGGAGGAACGAAUGAUCUUUCUAGAUCAUAUUCUGAUGAGUCUAAUUUUUUUGAUAAAACAAUUAAAACAAAAGACAAAGAAUCUACCCCGGUACAGCAUCCAGAAGAAGACUGUAGCACUGCCGCGUUUGUGUCUGCUGUCUCCCUUCACUCCAUGAAUUUGCCGGUUGCAGAGCUGGGAAAUGCAGAGAGCGUGGUUUUCUCAGGCACCCUCCCAGGGCCUGGGGACCCCGGCGCACCCCCGCUCCCCCCCGAGCUCCAGUCCGAGCAGCAGGAGCCGUGUACCAGCUCUAGUGACAAUUGCUUUUUGCCUUUAAGGUCACGUUGUCUUCAACCACAGUGA